Messenger RNA from Terrapene triunguis (Three-toed box turtle), 1098 nucleotides. RefSeq names its product gastrula zinc finger protein XlCGF52.1-like. NCBI's taxonomy places the organism in Eukaryota, Metazoa, Chordata, Testudines, Emydidae. Gene Ontology annotation, molecular function: DNA-binding transcription repressor activity, RNA polymerase II-specific. The record is from RefSeq and is a predicted model, not a curated record. Gene Ontology annotation, biological process: negative regulation of transcription by RNA polymerase II. The coding region runs from base 1 to 1098 and encodes 365 amino acids. The transcript has a single exon.
AUGAACGGAGCUGAGAAGCAGCACCCGGAGGAGGGGCCUGAGACCCCGGAUCUGCAAACAAUGCCACCAGGAGAUGGUGAAGAGACAGUUUUCCAGAGCUCAAGCCAAGGAAGAACCUACAAGAGACGGCGCAAGUUGCAAACCCCCAAGAGAAUCCCAGCAGAGAAGGAGCCGGACAGUCCAAGGGAGAGUGAAACGGGCUCCAGGAAGCACGCGGUGUCCUCUUCAGAGGUGGGAGCCAAGGCCCGUGGGAAGGUGCCCAGCUGCUUGGCCUGUGAGCAGAGCUUGAAGGGGAAGAUCUUCCAAAGCCGGGGCAGGUUUCAUGGUCAGAAGAAGUCGCAUGAAUGUUGGGAAUGUGGGAAAACCUUCCUGCGGAAGAAGGAUCUGGCCAGACAUCAGGGAGUCCAUACCGGAGACAGAUUCUACAGCUGCCUGGACUGCAGGAGAAGCUUCAGCCAAAUGGCAGGGCUUACGAGACACCAGAAGACGCACUCGGGGGAUCGGCCCUUUCCCUGCAUGGACUGCGGGAAAAGCUUCUGCCUGAGACAGGACCUUAUGAGCCACCAGAGAACCCACACAGGAGAGAGACCCUUCGUGUGCUCCCAGUGCGAGAAGGGAUUUAGCCAGCUGGCGCAUCUCGCCGCCCACCAGAGAACCCAUGCGGCGGAGAGGCCCUACCCCUGCGGCACCUGUGAGAAACGCUUCAAGCAGAGCCAAGACCUCCGAAAGCACCAGCGCACCCACACGGGAGAGCGACCCUACCCCUGCACUGAGUGCGGGAAAUGCUUCAGCCACGUGUCGAACCUCAACGCCCACCGGAAGGUGCACACGGGCGCCAGGCCCCACACCUGCAAGGAGUGCGGGAAAGGCUUCCGCAAGAGGCAGGAUCUUCUGCGACACGGGAGGAUCCACACGGGAGAAAGCCCCUUUGCCUGCAGCCACUGUGAGAAGAGCUUCCAGCAGAAGAAGGAUUUGAACAGACAUCAGAGCAUCCACACGGGCGAGAGGCCCCACCUCUGUCUCGAAUGUGGGAAAAGCUUCCGGCUCAAGCACGCUCUGGUGCGACACCAGGCAACCCACCCAUGGCUCAGCCCCUAG